AAAAGCCUUUACGGUUUAUGACAAGCUGUGCGACACAGGAUAUUUCUCGGUUUUAUUUUUUAGCAAUUUUAGUUACUUUACAUUAGCACGAAACACAGCAUGCGACGAGUAGUUGUUACGGGAUUGGGCAUCGUCUCACCUUUGGGAUGCUCUGUGGAAUCUGCGUGGAGGAAACUGCUUAAUGGCUGUGUGGGUAUACAGCGCUUAUCCAGUCCCGAGUACGCUAAUGUUCCCUGCAAAGUGGCCGCUCCCGUUCCGCGGGGAUCAACACCCGAUACGCUCAAUCCGGAAUCUGUUGCGUCGAAAUCCGAACUGCGAUAUCUGUCGCAUGCGAUGGUGUACGCACUGCACGCGGCCAAAGAUGCAGUAGAAGAUGCGCGAUGGCAGCCCGCGCAGGAUGCGGAGAAGGAGCGAACUGGUGUUUGUGUGGGAAUGGUUUCACUUUCACGACUUUCCGGGAUCGAUCGCGAGCUGAAAUUGAAAUGCUCUCCAGGAAUGAUUGAUCUCCAGGAAGUGUACGACACAGGCGAACAGCUGAAGCGUGGCUAUUCCCGCGUAUCACCGUUUUUUAUUCCUCGCAUAUUGCCUAAUCUUGCUGCCGGUCACAUUAGUAUGCGAUAUGGGUUUCAGGGCCCCAAUCAUUGCGCAAGCACAGCUUGCACAACCGGCCUCCACGGAAUCGGCGACGCUUUCCGAUUUAUCCGGCAUGGAGAUGCCGACGUGAUGGUGUGUGGCGGCACGGAAGCUGCAAUAAAUCCCCUGAGCAUUGUUGGAUUUGCUCGGAUGCGCGCUCUAUCCACUGCAUUCAACGAUGACCCGGCAUCUGCUUCACGUCCAUUCGAUAAACAGAGGGAUGGUUUCGUAAUGGGUGAAGGCGCUGGAAUACUUGUUCUGGAAGAAUUAUCCCACGCUCAGUCCCGUAAUGCCAAAAUAUACGCUGAAAUUCUCGGUUACGGUUUAUCAGCCGAUGCCAACCAUAUUACUAGUCCCGCGGAAUCUGGUCAAGGCGCUUUUCUGUGUAUGGAGCGCGCUCUAAAGGAAGCCCAGCUAGAACCGUCUUCCAUAUCCUACGUUAACUGUCACGCCACAUCGACGCCGCUUGGCGAUAAAGCGGAGAUGCGCGCGGUGCGUCGACUAUUUGGAAAGCAUGCGGAAGAUGGACAUAUGGCGAUAUCGUCGUGUAAAGGAGCCAUUGGGCAUUUAUUAGGAGCAGCGGGUGCCGUGGAGGCAAUUUUCACAGUCUUGGCUUGUCAGGAUGGCGUUAUUCCAGGAACGGCUAAUCUGCAGGCGGUUGAUGAAGAAACGGUGGGAUUGCGGCUGAUCGCGGGGAAAGGAUGUGCAUGGGAAAGAACGGGAAAACGGAGGAUAGCUCUGAAGAACUCGUUCGGUUUUGGCGGCACUAAUGCUAGUUUGUGUAUAUCCGAAAUGGUUUCGGGUUAAGCUAGUUAUUGCUGUCUGUCAAACUACUCCAUUCUCUUGUUCGAGUCAGUUUUGGAAAAAAAGGAUGUUCUGUAAGAAAAAAUGGGGGCGUUUGCUUAUAGGUCUUUUAUCUGUUUUAUUUGCAGAAUGUUUUUGUAUGCCAGAAGAUUUGUCUACUUCUGCAAGGAAUCGUUGCGCAAAACAGUUAUUUAGCA
This is a messenger RNA of Paramacrobiotus metropolitanus, 1634 nucleotides long. RefSeq names its product 3-oxoacyl-[acyl-carrier-protein] synthase, mitochondrial-like. The record is from RefSeq and is a predicted model, not a curated record. Gene Ontology annotation, molecular function: 3-oxoacyl-[acyl-carrier-protein] synthase activity. Lineage: Eukaryota; Metazoa; Tardigrada; Eutardigrada; Parachela; Macrobiotidae. The transcript is spliced from 5 exons. Gene Ontology annotation, biological process: fatty acid biosynthetic process. The coding region runs from base 100 to 1440 and encodes 446 amino acids.